Molecule: messenger RNA, 1498 nt
Organism: Aplysia californica (California sea hare)
Lineage: Eukaryota; Metazoa; Mollusca; Gastropoda; Aplysiida; Aplysiidae
Source: RefSeq, a predicted model, not a curated record
GGUGGUAGCCUGGAGUCGACUGGUCACUCGCUGUGUGUGUGUGUGCGCGUGUGUGCAUUCAGUUGUGUCAGACAGUCUGUGCGUAUACUAUACUGUAAAGUGUGUUCUCGAACGAAGUGUAUUGUUUCUGUGUUGUUUCUAAGGGAAGCUAUUGCUUGACAUAAAGGGAUAAAAAGCCCUUGACCUUGACCUUGACCCCGGGAGUGACCUGUUUACCCACUAACAUGCCAGCCAAGCUCCGCCCCGUGUAUAAUGUCAAAGGUCAGGUGAUGGACUGGGACAGCAUCAGAUUUCCCGUCAUUCCUGCAAGACCCCAGACUUUCACUCCUAUGUACCUGACCCAGGAGUUCCAGCCAGACCCAAUCCGACAAGGCGCCAUUGGGGGUACGUGGCGACACAUCAAAGAGGUUCUGGGACAUCAUGGAAGCCGCGUGUGCUUUGUGGAUGGUCUGGUCAGUGUGUACGACUCUGACAAAUUCAGUGACGCCCUCCAGCCACCUUUGCCGUACAGGGGGAAGCUGGUACACCCGCCGUACGCCCCCACACAGACGGAGUAUGCCAACGGGAAGAAAGGCAUUGUGUUUCCUCGUCUGGAAGACGGCGUCGACCGGAAGUUGCGUAUGAACGCCCUACCCAGCCACAGGGGACACUACCAAUUUAAAUGAUGAGAUUAAAAUAGAUUCUGGGCUAUUUGCCCUUGACAAGCACCAUCAUCAGUCUUUUUUUGGUUGAAAAAUAGAAAAUGCUUUUAAGAAUAAUGUUUUAGAGCUUUACAUUUAAGUGUUUGGCAUAUAAUAGAUAAGGACCCCUCCAUAUAAUGUUAUAUGAUCUACUCUUUGAUUUGUAAGAACACGAUGACAUAACCGUACAAAAUGGUAUUUUUUCUUAACCAAAUUCGAAAUUCUUCGUCAUAUUUCUUUCUCCAUCUUUUGAAAUAAUGAUAUUAUAAUAUUAAGCCAGCUCUUUGUUUUUAGGCAUUAUGAAGAAUCAAAGCUAAGGACCGACAAUAAUUGUAUCUCUUCCCUCACCCCCUCUCCUUUUUUUUCUCUGACUCUAAAGGUAACGGUAGCUUGCUGCAUUGCUUAAUUUCUACCUAUAAAUGAUUGAUAAGGUAUAUUGUAUCUCAGCCUACCUUAUGUCUUUUUUUGUUGUUGCAAAUUUACCAGACAACAUAGCAAUCUUUGGAGAAUGGUUUCAGGCAUCUCAUGGAAUCCCAAACAUUAUGAUGUUGUUGCAGGUAUUGGGUAUUUCUUUCAACAGUAUUAUCUAUCGAUAUUAAUUCUUUGAGGAAGGUGUAGUUACCCCUUUCAUCUCUAUUACUAUAUUAAUUUCUCAACAAUGCCUUGUUUAAUCUCAAAACCGAUACAGUAUUUCCAAACAGCAUUCCUAUCACUUUUUAUGCCAUGAGUCUUUUUGUACAAAUAUUUUUGUACACACUCCAAGAAAGCAACAAAGUUCUCUGUGUACAUGCAUGGUAAUAAAUUAUUGAUUUUGAUGG